AAGAUUUUUAUUUAAUUGUCUAUCGAACGUCUGCGUGCGGGGUACUUAUGUGUCAAAAAACAAGCUUUGAAUGCUUUUCUUUCUUCCGGAAUUGUGACUUUAAUAUCUGUAUGUUUUGCGAGAUACAUGUUUGUCAAUUAAUUAACUCUGUGUUUCCUGAGGGGUGGCACCCUACCAGGCGCGUCCCCAGGUGGCGGAUAGGGGAACGGCCUAAGCGAAUGAGCGUAGGUCAAUGCUAGGAAUAAGGAUGCUCGUCGCUUAUGAAACAGCGACUGGUAGCAACCAAAUACAGCAUCGCGGACCAGCUACCUCGCCCGGUUGUCGUAUCGUGGCCAAGGGCUUGCACGGGGUUAAACGGUGCCGACAUGUGUUCGAUGUACGUCAACCAUGUCGAUAUACCAUGGACGAAUCUGGGUAGCUCGGGAUUGUGCGAGGGGUCUAGGUUUUACCGCCCGGACCGAACAUGAGAGAGGAACCAGUGUGUUCUACGCAACCUGACCUUCCAUCUACCGCAGUGGGGAAACCUAGGAGCUCCAGGUAUCUGUGGAUUGGUUGAGGUCGGAUCUAGCGAGAAAAGUUCCGUUCCGUGGGAGGGCGCGAAACGUCGAUUCGUCGAAGCGAAGAACAUCCCAAAACCAGUAACGGCAAACGCCUGGAGCCCCGGGGCUCAAGUAGAACCGGAGAAGAUCCUGAAAAGGAUCGAAUUGUUGGAGUUACAACCAGCAAUUGGCGUGUGGUAGACAUGGUGAAGGACAAGAUGGGGACUACUUGCAACCAUCGACCCUACGUGAACUUGACCAGAUUGACGUUCAAACUUCUCUCCAAGACGAAGGUAGAGGUGACAAGCAUGGAGUGCGAAGAGGUAACAUCAGUUGCGGAGCCCUCAGGGGAACCACAACCAACACCUACUAGAGGCAGUACCUAAUUCUGACAGUGGAAAAGAAUGGGAGCGAGAAAGGGGUUGUACUCGGAUCCGCAUACCGCCCUUAUACACCACCAACCACACAAGUUAGCACACUGGUGGAACACUGUCAGCGGAAAGGAUGGUAACUCCUUCUCGGAUGUGAUGCCAAUGCGUAUGAGGCAGCACCGACAUCAACGGAAGAGUUGUGUUUUCAAUGUUAUUAAUGAAAGAUGAGUUUACCAACAGAUUUUGGUCCUGAUUCAGGCGGCAGAAUAAAAGGAGUCUGUAUAGUCAAACCUAUUGUGUACGGCAAUGUCGCCCGAUAUUUUGGUAAGAAACGCGAAGAAGACGGACAUACUCACCAAUGGACGGUUUACGUAAAACCCUAUUACAACGAAGACAUGUCGGCUUUCAUUAAAAAGGUUCAUUUCAAGCUGCACGAGAGUUACACAAAUCAAAAUCGUAUAGUUGUAAAACCGCCAUACGAAAUAAGCGAGACCGGCUGGGGCGAAUUCGAAAUUGUAAUUAAGAUACAUUUCCACGAUCCUAAUGAACGUCCUGUUACCAUGUAUCACAUUCUGAAACUUUUUCAUAGCGGUAACACAAAUGACAUCGGUUUAGAGCAAGGCAAAGGGCUUGUCUCGGAGAGUUAUGAUGAAAUCGUGUUUCAAGAUCCCACACAGUUAAUGCAUCACUUGCUGACGAAUACUAAGCAGCUUACAUUGUCUGCAUGGGAUCACAAUACCAAUUCAUUCCUCAGGCUAAAGACCAAGCUCUCUGGGGUCAAGCAGAUGUCGCCAGUGACCCCAAAGAAGGAACGUCGGCAUGGCCGGAACAUCAUCCGAGAGUUUUUCAACCGAGCAACUGUUACAACGUGCUUGAGCCCGCUAUGGCUAUCACCUGUAAGGGUGCAUCAGAUCAUCCGCUGGGUGCAGAUUCCGUUAGCUGACGUGUCAGUUCCUAACAGAGUCUCAGGCGAGAGUACUGACAAAUGGCUAUUGGAACAUCUGUCUAAAGUUGGUGAAGUCAAAAUGACGAUCUCGUGAACGAAUUGUCGGAAGGGGGUACAAAGAGAAAAUGGACCGUCUGGACAAAACAUAUUUAAUGGUAGACUUCAAACUAAAAUACAUCGAGAACGGAGUGUCGGAAAAGGGUACUCAGAAAGUAGAGAUUGGAACGUUUGUACGAGACAUAUAUUUAUGGGCGAUGUGAAAACUUCAAGUGCUAAUAUUUCGAGAACGAAUUGUCGGAGGAGGGUACUGACAAAGAGAAAAUAGAACAUCUAUUUGUAACACCAAGACGAAUAUCUCGAGAACGGAGUGUCGGAAGAGGGUAUUCACAAGGUCUACUGAGUAGGGCAUAAGUUUAAGUGCGAAUAUUUAGAGAACGGAUUGUCGAAAAAGGAUGCUCACACAUGGAAAAUGGAACGUCUGGUGAGGCAUAUCUAUUGAUGGAGUUAAAGCUUGGAUUGCGAAUAUACCGAAAACGGAGUGUCAAAGGUGAGUACUCAAAUAGAGCGAUUAGAACGUUUGAUUGUAACAUAACUAUUGGCUAUAAUGUCGGUUUAAGUACGAAUACCGAUAACAGAGUGUCAGAGGAGCGUACUCACAGAAGGAAAAUGGAACAAUAAUGGAUGAAAAGGUGGUCAAUUCAGUUGAAUAGAUGAUUUCAAAAUUAGUUGGCUCGUUUCAAGAGCAACUUUUGUGCGAGGAUGCUCAAAUUAGUCAUAUCAAUUGUGUUGUAACAAUUAUCAAAUUAUUGUCUAAAUAAUCUCUUAAUUGAUGGUCUCAUGCCUGCCUAAACCGUUCAUCGGAUUGCGCGUAAAUUUUGAGGAAUGGAGGACGUAUCCUCGCGAAUGCUUCUAAUUUAGUAAAACACUUUCCGAAAUUCCUGAGGGAAACGGGGAAAAACUGGAAUUCCCAGCGGGUCAGCAACAAUAAUUUUAAACUCAUUUUAUUAACUCCGAAACUAUUAAAUACAGUUUCAACGACGAAGAGUAGGUAAUACACGUAAAUCUAUGUAUAUUAUACUUAAAGGGUCUCGUGACAGAUGAGAAGAAUUUACUCCCGUGCAAAACGCACAGUCAUACCGAACGAGUUCAGUGUACAAUUUUGUAAAAUUCCAUUGUGGGCUAUCAAUUGCGGAUUCCUUGAUGAUUACAUUACAACAAUUACUUACUUCCACUACUUAUAGUCAUAGGUCACUGCUUUUACAAUCAAUAAAUAAUUAUCUCCGUCAACAUUGUCACAUAUUCACAGAAGCGGAACUAAUUCGACAUUGUACGUUCGUAAAUGACGUACACUUUUUUUUUCAAUUAAUUUGGCAAAGGAAGAACUAUACAAUUUUCAAAGUAACAGGUAUGUACUUAUUAGAAAUUUGCUAUUAUCUUCGUAUGUAAUAACAUUCUGUUGGUGCAAUCAAUACCUAGGCUCGCGUCGUUUCCCAAUUGUGGUGAUAAUAAUUAUUGGCGAAGACUUUUGUUGAAAAUUUCCCGCUUGUUG
Molecule: messenger RNA, 3405 nt
Organism: Photinus pyralis (common eastern firefly)
Lineage: Eukaryota; Metazoa; Arthropoda; Insecta; Coleoptera; Lampyridae
Gene: Gas41
Product: YEATS domain-containing protein 4
Exons: 7
Coding region: 1135-1950 (271 amino acids)
Biological process (GO): regulation of DNA-templated transcription
Source: RefSeq, a predicted model, not a curated record